GCCCUCACCCCAGCCCGAUAUAACUUGCUGUUCAACAUGUACCUGCCAGACACAGGACAUGAUAAUUUGCUGAAGGAAGGGAAGAGUGGGACCUGGGGAGGUAUCAGUCCCGGGGUGCAGAAAGGCAGUGGGCAGAUCCAGCUGUGGCAGUUCCUGCUCGAGUUGCUGUCGGACAGUGCCAACGUGAGCUGCAUCGCCUGGGAGGGCACCAACGGGGAGUUCAAGCUGACGGACCCAGACGAGGUGGCGCGGAGGUGGGGCGAGAGGAAGAGCAAGCCCAACAUGAACUACGACAAGCUGAGCCGCGCCCUGCGCUAUUACUACGACAAGAACAUCAUGACCAAGGUCCACGGCAAGCGAUACGCCUACAAGUUUGACUUCCACGGGUUGGCGCAGAUCUGCCAGCCCUCCAGCACCGAGCAAGCUCUCUACAAGUUCCAAACCAACCUCACCCACAUUCCCUUCGCUGGCAUCCCCAAACUCAACUUAGUCACCUCCAAUGUCUCCCCUUCCAGCUUCUCGUAUUGGUCGGGCUCAGCUCCAACUCUCUAUCCCGGGCAUAGCCUCCAACCGCCUCCGCCCUUCAGCCCAGUCACCACCUCCCACCUGGGCGCCAUCGGUAACCUCGCCAACAUCAACAGCCACUAUCAUUGA
This is a messenger RNA of Callorhinchus milii (elephant shark), 654 nucleotides long. RefSeq names its product FEV transcription factor, ETS family member (gene fev). The record is from RefSeq and is a predicted model, not a curated record. The transcript has 3 exons. Gene Ontology annotation, biological process: regulation of transcription by RNA polymerase II; cell differentiation. The coding region runs from base 37 to 654 and encodes 205 amino acids. Gene Ontology annotation, molecular function: sequence-specific DNA binding; DNA-binding transcription factor activity, RNA polymerase II-specific. NCBI's taxonomy places the organism in Eukaryota, Metazoa, Chordata, Chondrichthyes, Chimaeriformes, Callorhinchidae. Gene Ontology annotation, cellular component: nucleus.